Rosa chinensis is the source of this 3355-nucleotide messenger RNA. Its product is annotated as probable disease resistance RPP8-like protein 2. The transcript is spliced from 3 exons. NCBI's taxonomy places the organism in Eukaryota, Viridiplantae, Streptophyta, Magnoliopsida, Rosales, Rosaceae. Gene Ontology annotation, biological process: defense response to other organism. The coding region runs from base 192 to 2942 and encodes 916 amino acids. Gene Ontology annotation, molecular function: ADP binding. The record is from RefSeq and is a predicted model, not a curated record.
AAUACUAAUAGCAUACACGUUUUCUGGGCCAGUUACUAUAAAAAAUAAUUUCUUGAGCUCGAUAUCCGAUUGACGGAACUCCAUAAAACUGGAAUAUACAGGAGACAUAUCCACUGCUUUUGAUCAAAAAUGCCAGAGAGAAAAGAAAAUAGCUCGUUUGUUGCUAGUUAAUUUUCUUGUGCGAAGAAACUAUGGCCAAGGCUGCCGUUUCGAUCUUGCUCGGAGAUCUCACUAAGUUUAUCGCUGAGGAAAAUCAAUUGUUGAAGUUGAAGGGAGUCAAGGAUCAAUUUGAGCAGGCGCAAAGGGUGCUACGGCAGAUACAGGCCGUCCUGAAGGAUGCGGGUUCAAAACAGGAAGAGGAUAAAGAAAUCGGCGGGUGGAUGUCAGAUGUUAGAGAUGCUGUUUAUAAUUUGGAGGAAGUCGUUCAAGAAUUUUUCUUUGAAGCGGCUUCCAAGAACAGAGAAAAUAGUAUGAAGAUUGUUCUGAAAAAGUUGGCUCGCUUCCCGAAGGACGGUAACAAAAUUGGCUCACGAAUUGAGAGCAUCACGGCUGUACUUACAGAAUUGAUCAGCAGAACACCAUCAACUGACGGGGGAGGUGCCACUUCCGCUGAGAGGGAACGAGAUCCAAGACAAACUACUCCAUCUGUUCGUGAAGGUGAUGUUGUUGGUGUACAGGGAGAUAUAAAGAUGUUAGUCGAGCGUCUGGUUAACGAAGAAAACUGUCACCAAGUAGUUUCUAUUUGGGGAAUGGGCGGGUUGGGGAAAACCACGCUUGCAAAGAUGGUUUAUAAUGAUCCUGGUGUUAGGAACCAUUUUAGUUAUUUCGCUUGGGUGUGCAUUUCUCAAAAAUAUCAAGAAAGAGAUGUUUUGGGAGAAAUUCUGGAUCAACUUAACAGUGGGGAUGUUCAGCAAAGAAGGGAUUUUACAAAUACGACCACUCAUGAAUUAGCAGAUCAGCUUCACACUGCCCUCCAAGCCAAAACAUGUUUGGUGGUGCUUGAUGACAUUUGGAACCAUGAAGUAUGGCAAUCUUUACGAGAUGUAGUUCCACCUGUUACGGAAACAAAGAGCCGAAUAUUAGUCACUACUCGCAAUACGCAAGUAGUUUCCCUUCCAAACGUGAAUACUUCACUCUAUGAAGCUCGGCUACUGAGUGAUACUGAAAGCUGGGAACUGUUCGAGAAGAGAGCAAACUUUGGCGGAGAAAAUACAGGAUCCAAUUAUGAAAUUAAGAGAACACUAGGGGAGACGAUGCUUAAACGUUGUGCAGGUUUGCCAGCAGCUAUCAUUUUGCUAGCAGGACUUCUAGCUCAAAAAAACACAGCUAGUGACUGGAAUGCCGUGCAUGAUGGUGUUGUUAAAUAUUUAUGGAGAGACACAGCAUUUAAUAGUCCAGUAUCGGUGUUUGAAAGGAGUUACAGAGAUCUACCAUUUCGCUUACAGCCAUGCUUUCUAUAUUUAGCACAAUUUCCAGAAGAUUAUGAGAUAUCAACGAAAAGGUUGACUCAAUUGUGGAUGGCAGAAGGUCUUAUAUCUUCAGAAGGUCUUGUACCUUCAGAAUCAGAAGAAACAAUGGAAGAUGUGUCAUAUCGUUUGUUAGAUGAAAUGGUGGAAAGGUCUAUGGUUCAAGUUGGAGGACAUGGUUCAACAAGGAUGAUAAAAACCUGCCGUCUGCAUCGUCUCAUGCGGGACAUGUGCUUGAUGAAGGCUAAAGAAGAGAAUUUUCUCCAAGUUCAGGAUCUUUCUGCAGCCACCUUUGUCCAGGCAGCACCAAUUAAUAAAGUUCGAAGGCUUUCCGUCUACUUGAAAGGAGAAGUUGAUGAGUUGGCUCCCACUAGAACUGAAAGCAAUGGUCACCUCAAGUCUCUGUUAUACUUUGUCCAAGAAAACUUUUACUCAGAGCGCAGUAAAAAUUUACUAGUGUCACUGUUGAAGGACUUCAAAAUGCUUAGUGUGUUGAAGUUCGAAGAUAUGAAGGCAGAGCCAGAAGUAGAGCUACCGAGUGUUGUGGGGAAUCUAGUGUUGCUGAGGUUCUUAAGUCUAAAGAAUAGUGAGAUAAAAAGGAUUCCAUCAUCUGUAGCUAAUUUGGUGUUUUUGCAAACUCUUGAUAUACGUUGUGCUGAAUGGGUUAGCGUUGAAGUCCCAGAUGUAUUUGGGGAGAUGAGCCAAUUGAGACAUUUGUAUUUACCCUUGAAUCACAGGGCAACUGCAAAACUGUCACUGGCUAAUCUUAGCAAUUUGCAGACACUAGUCAACUUAUCAAGUGAAGAUUGCAAUUUGAAUGAUAUUUUAAAAUUGACCAGUCUAAGAAAACUAGUCAUAAAUGCACCACGGUCUACAGACUUGACAAAUCUGGGUGAGUUUAUGAGAUCUAAAGACAUCAGCUUCGACCGCCAUCUCCACUCUCUAUCUCUGAUGGCGGGCAAUGGUACUGGGGACAUAACAAUGGAGGUAGUAUCAAGGUGUCCUCAACUACGCAAGCUGCGUCUGAAUGGCCGAAUCAAAGAGUUGCAGGAUAAAUUCUUGUGUUCAUACCUCACCAAGGUAACGCUAGAGCAAACUCAUCUUGAGGGCUACGACAUCGAAAGACUAGAGAAGCUGGAAAACUUAAAAUUGCUUACCCUUAGAAUGGAUGCUAUCAAGUCAGGAACGAUGGUUUUCUCCCAAAGAGGCUUUCCCAGUCUUCAAUUUCUUUCCCUCAUUGGGUUAUCUGAACUGAAGGAGUGGAAGGUGGAGAAAGGAGCUAUGCCGAGUCUGAGCAAAUUGCACAUUGAAUAUUGCUGGGGAUUGAAGGUACUUCCAGAGGGGCUUCAAUAUAUUUCUUCCCUCAAGGAAUUAACCAUCAAAAGGAUGUACCAUGAAUUCUGUAGUAGGCUUGGUGAAGAAGGAGAGGAUUUCUACAAAAUCAAGCAUGUGCCUUCUGUUACAAACUUACAAUAGCAAGCAUCGGACAGAUCUGAGGCAGAAACAAAGAGUGCCUGAAGUAGUGGGUGCUGGUGACUUGGGGAAGCUUCAUAACAAAAGAUGUGACUGUUCCAGACUUCCAGGCCAACCUUAUUGCAAUCUUCUGAAGGGUGUCCAUAUAAACUCAUUUUCUGGGAGUUCGUUUGUUCAAUAGUUUUACUUUGCAAGUUACUUGUGUGCAUCUUAUUUUGUUGUACUGAGGUGACGAGCUUGAUCCUUAUGGCUGCUAGCUGUGGUUUGGCCCUCAAUAUAUAUGGGUGUCUUUCCACUGUUGAAUGGAACUAUGCACUAUUUUUUUUUUUUUCCUUUUCUAUUCUGUUUGGGUCACAAAAAUUUGGUCCUGUUUCUGUUCGAACUUCUAUAAUUUAUUUCUCGGUUUUCCAUUUCUA